Molecule: messenger RNA, 6324 nt
Organism: Nematostella vectensis (starlet sea anemone)
Lineage: Eukaryota; Metazoa; Cnidaria; Anthozoa; Actiniaria; Edwardsiidae
Product: rho GTPase-activating protein 5-like
Exons: 19
Coding region: 238-5496 (1752 amino acids)
Biological process (GO): signal transduction
Molecular function (GO): GTPase activity; GTP binding
Source: RefSeq, a predicted model, not a curated record
CAAUUGGCCCUCGCAUCACGAUAGAUGACACUACUGAGUUCAAAAACUCGUAAAAAUGACUUAUUUUAGCCACAUUUUUUAUGCUAAUGAUGUAAACAGAAGCGAUUUGUCUCGGUCACGUGACCAAGCCUCAGCCUCAUGAGCAUUUGAACUAACUGUAAGCAACAUGGCGGCCUAGCGAAAAAACGCUCAGAUAUGGCUGGUUUUACGUGACUGUGAGAGCUUCAACGCCACGGUAUGUCCAAGAAGGGCAACGGCACACGGACGUACAACAUUUCGGUUGUUGGUUUAUCAGGAUUAGACAGAGACCAGUCACUUUAUGGCGUUGGUAAGUCGUGUUUGUGCAACCGCUUCGUUCGUCCGUUGGCAGACGAUUUCAUACCGGAGCAUACAUCGGUGUUUAGUUCUUCGGAUUUCGGAGGAAGAGUGAUCAAUGGAGAUCAGUACUUAUUCUGGGGGACUACUACGAAGACUACCGAAGAUGGUUCUGAGUUUAGUUUUAAUGUUAUCGAGCAGACGGAGCUGAUAGACGAUGCUUCUCUUAUGCCGCUUUCUCGAGGCGGUCAACUUGUGCCCUACCCCAAGAGGGCUACUGCGAGUAAGCUUUCAUCUGCAGAGAAGCUCAUGUACAUCAGCAGGGACCAAGUAGCUCUUCAAAAUGACUACGAACAAGUGUUAUUUCCAUCAGGAAAGGUCAAUAUUGAUGGAUUCCUAGUUUUGUAUGAUGUUGAAGCAACGAAUGCAAAGCGACUAGAAGAUACUCAGGAGAAAGUAUUGUCCGCUGUCAUUACUUACGUUCAGAAGAGCAAGCGACCGUUUGUAAUAGUUGCUAGUAAAUGCGACGAUACACAACUAUCCUUACUACAAGAGGUAUACAGGUUCGCUCAGACUAAGAAACUAAAUGUUCCCAUAGUGGAAACCUCCACGUAUCAGAAUGUAAACGUGGAUUUAGCUUUUGUUGUUUUGGCCCAACUUAUUGAGAAGGGAAAGGUACGCUCUAGGCUCGUCCCCUAUAAUGACGCACACAAAGCUCAACAAGAAAUUGUGGAUCGAGCUUUGCAUGAUUAUCAGGCACUAAUAAAUAGAACAGUCACGGAUUUCCGAUGCUUAUGGAAGAAUUUGAAGAAGGUUUUGGAGUUGGAGAAAGAGUUUACUGUGUACAAGGAGUUGAACGGGUCAGAUGCAUGUAAACGAGUUUUCAGUAAACACAUUCGGAAACUUCGCCGGGAGUUCGAGCUUAGAAAACUCGACUUAUACCUACAAAAUCUCCCUCAGGCUUUAGAUGAACUUUUACCUACUCUCACAUCUAUAGAUCUGUGUCAGAACAGCUGGACAAAUUGUAAAGCAAUGUUCAGAAACAGCAAAGAUUUCAGUAAAUGGAUGAUUGUUUUGCCCGAUGAAACUUCAUGGAACGAAAGCGAUCAUCUUAUAAGUGAUGACUCUAGAAUCCCAUUUGACGUUCUUUCUUUACCCGAGUCAAACACUGUAUUCCAGCACCAUGUAGACAAGCUUAAGGCUGCUGAAAAACGAGCCAGGAUGAAGAACGAGUUUCGAAAACUUUUGGAGCUUACUCCACAGAUUCGCCCAGGGAGUUUGUGGCACGAGACCGAGGUACUCCUACGUAAUGAAGAAAGCUACAAAUAUCUCGACAACACAGAUAAGCUACAAAUUUUCGAUAAUUUUCUCCGGGAUAUUGCCGAGCAAGCUAAGUUGGAUUUCCAGGAGUUGUUGUUCGAAUCUGCGGGAAUCUUCUCUAAGUUUGAACCUAACUCUACACCAUCGGAAGAUGACAUGGAGGCUCUCUACGCUACGCUCAGCCUAGACGAGCGGUAUAGACGGUUAGACAAGUUGGAAAGCAUACGAAAAAUCCGUGUGUUAAACCACAUUGCUUUACUACACAGUCCAACACGGUGUUUGUGUGGCCCCGAUAAAUGUAGGGACCGGCUAAUGCAGGAAAUAGUCGCUACUACAGCUUAUAGGCCAGAGUAUUCCGGGAGUGACGAGACACUAGAUAGUGAGGAUAACCAGCUUACGAUCUGCCUGCUCGGCAGUGAUGAGCUUGCCCAGGAGCUUGACAAAGAGAUCCAGAGUCAGUGCUCAUAUGGAGAUGGGUUGGAAUUUGUUCUUGAUGGACGGAUGUAUGAGCUUGAUUUGCGUGUCGUGGACGGGGAUGUGGAUCUCCCACAGUAUGCUCUAACUACAACUGAUGUAGCACCUAAUGGGUAUUUCUUUGUCUAUUCGUCGCCGGAUUCUCUUGAAUAUGUGCAUGAAAUUCUGGACGAGAUGUACUGCAAGUCUAGGUACAACAGUGUGGAUGAUUCAACCAUGGUCCAGCCAUCUGCUUCUAUCACCAUUAUCCUGGCCAAGAAUCCAGACAUGGAGGAUAUGGUGCCCCAGCUACGGCGCCGCGGAGCUGAUCUGGCAGAGAGGUAUGGAGCAUCAUUUGUGGACAUUCCUCUGGCACGCUAUGCGCGGGACAAGAUCAUCCAUGACACGCAGAUUGUGGACGCCAUGCGUAACCUUGUAGAGGACAUGAAGCAGCAAGCCCGCAAGCUCAGCUCCUGUGAUGACAUAGGUGAUGCAGAGCCAGAUCUUAGGAUAAUGCUUUGUGCCAUGUGUGGUGACCCUUACCCUGUGGAGCUCAUCUUUGGCCCUUUGCUGCAUCACCAAUCAUGCUGGCGUAGCCCGACAAGCCCUGAUACCAUCAUACUUGAGACCUUCGUGGGCUUUGAAAAGAGAAGAGUCCAGAUAACUCUUACCUCCUAUCACCGUGCAUAUAGCUUGAAUUACCAAAUGUUCCAUGGCUACAUCCUAGUCUACUCCGCCAUCAGGAAGGCAUCCCUGGAGACACUAAGUGCGUUCGCGUCGUCUAUUGCGCACGUGCCCAUCCAAGUGCUUGCGAUGACCGGCAGUGCCUCUGGUGCAAGCGUUGUGUUUCACAGCAAUGACGUGCCCGUUUCCUUGCUAGCUGAGGGCGUCAACCUUGCGAGUAAGCUAUGCGCCAAGUUCCAAACAACUUCACCUCGCUUACAGAACCAAGGUGGGUUGUUUGCUUCGUUUUUUAACCGCGUAUGGAACAAGAAGGGAGAGAGCGAGUCAGCGUACGCCAAAUUCAUCACAGAACAGCAGAAGCGAUAUGAGCGCAAACAGGAUUUCAAGCGGCGGAGUCGCCAUGACCCGCUCCCCGAGAUCCCCAACAAGCCGGUGAAGCGGUCCGAGUCGCACCGUCCGCGCAGCGUGAGCGAGCACCUCGCCGUCUCGCCCAGAACCAAGCACCGCCUGUCAACAGGGAACCUGGACGACGCGUCUCCGUACGCCGAGUUCACGGGGAAGCAACUCCGGGAAGGCGAACACUUGACGUCCACGCCAAACGCGCUCUUCACUAAUCAUAACCAAAAAGACGCUAACGGCCCCAAGACGCCCCUGAAUAUCACGGACGAGUGGGAGAAGCGCGAGCUGGGCGGCGUCCUGAGUGACGAGGAGCGCAACGAGGGCUUAUACGCGCGUAUCGACAAAACCAAGAAAAAGAUGAACCAGCGGUCUGGUAGCGCCGGCGGCGGGGACGUCAACGCAAUGAACGAAAGCGAGGUGAACUUAAUCGAGAACUCGCUGUACGCGAACAAAAAUCUUGCGCCUGCUGUACUGAUCAGCGGGGACUCUCGCGGACACACUCCGCCGCCCUUACCGCACCGUAUGUACAACCUCGACGAGGACUUUGGCUACAUGCCCAACGACUCGGGCGUAGACACGCUACAGAGCAACGACCCGGGUUACUCCACCAUUCCCUCAGAGCUCGAUCAGAGAUACAGGGAGCGGGUGUACGAGGAGGCGCGUACCCAGCCCAAUGGCACCCCCAAGGUGUUCUCCUUUGAAGACCAUGAGGAUCCAUACGCCUUGCGCGUGCGCGAUAAGAUCAAAAUGUUCGACGAAAAGCAGCAGCAAGAGGUGUGGGUGAGAAGGACUAAGACUCGAGAGCAUAGGAACUCCGUACCUGACCUCGUGUACCGGCAGAACAGGAAGGCGCCACUCGCACAGCAAGAGGACGAUGAGGAUCCGGCUUAUGCGCAUGUGCAAGACGACAGUACCUCCAACAUGGCUCAGGCAGCGUCGCUCCACCCGACCAAGAACAACAAGAAGGCGAACAUGAUGGUCAGGAAGAAGAACUCCCUGAGAUCUGCCCACUCGGCCGAGGAGCUUAGCACGCUGGAGCGCAUCACUAGGCGAGGUACGGAGCGCAUCACCAGGCGAGACGUGUUCGGAUUCCGGCGACCUCGUUUCAACCAUUCCAAGCAAGAUGGUAACAACUCGGACGGCGGAACUGGUGACGAGGAUUCCCUCUCACGAAAAGAAGACCGCAAUCGAUCGAAACUCGGGCCCUUCCGACGGCCGAGAAGCAAACGAGGCUUGUCUCCGGGUAGAUUCCGGAACUCAACUCCUGCCGCAACACCGGAACCCAGUCUGAAGUCGAAAGCAAAAUCUAAGAAAAAUAAGAGCCGCACGCUGCCCAUGACCGUGGACUCGAACGAGGAGUCAUCGGACACUAGCAGCCUGGAGAACAAGAAGAAGAAUCUGAACAAGUACCCGGUGAAAAACAACGUGAGUGCCGGACCCACGUGGUACUCGGGAGGACUCGCCGCGGCUGACCGACUACUUGUCCCUCCGAGAAACGACCUUAACGACACGGAAGAGGAGACUGAGGAAGAUGUCGGCUCGCCGUCCAGUAGUCUCACUAGAAAUAAAAACGAUUCACUUUCCAAGAAGCAACUUCGCGAAGCUGCAAAACAGAAGAAGCGCGAAGAAAAAAUCCUCCUGGAGACGGAGAGACGGUUAAAAAAGCUCGAGAAAGAAAAGCGGAAAAGAUCCAUGUCAAGAGAGAAGAAGAAGAAAGCGAAAACUGCCCCGGGGGCUUACUUCGGCCGCUCACUGCAAGAGCUCUGCGAUCAGGGAAAACUCGUACCCUUGUUCGUGGAGAAGUGCAUCGACUUCGUGGAAGCUGAGGGGAUGCAGAUUGAGGGGAUAUACCGCAAGAGCGGAAAAAUCGAGGACAUUCGCACAAUUCAAAACAGUUUCGAUGAAAAGCGAGACGCAGAUUUCAGUGCCCUGGAGAUGAAUGUUCACGCGGUCACGGGAGCCCUCAAGAAGUUCCUCAAACUUCUCCCUGAGCCUUUGAUCCCGAACAACCUGCAGAAUAAUAUCUUGGAUGCGACAGUUAUCAUGGACGCAGACGAGAGACUUGCUGUUCUAAGGGGGCUCGUCAUGCAGCUACCGAAAGUGAAUUUCGCGGUUCUCAAGUACCUCAUGUGUCAUCUGAACAGAGUGACGGAAUACUCAAAAGAGAACCUCAUGGAAUCUAGGAACCUCGCUACUGUAAUCUUUCCGACCAUUCUACGGACUGAAUUCGAAUCCCUUCAAACAAUGGCCCGGACUAUGAACUACGGCCUGUUCAUACAAACAUGCAUCGAGAAAUGUGAAUACAUGUUCGACGAAGAAUCUUAGAAUAUUUAAUAGCAGUAUUUCCAAGAAUGGAAAAUUCCAAGAAUAUAGAAUCUAUUUUAACGCUUAAUUAUUUCUAUCCGCAAAGGCGGGUAGGUCACUCGGAGAUCUUGCUGAGCUGCGUAGUUUCUACGCCCUGAACAGGGGAGAUCUUCUACCCCAUGGAGUUCGCCUUUAACAAGGAGACGGAUUGAAUGGACCCAGUAAGGAUAUGUGGCACACCCCACUUUAAAGAGAAAUUUACCCGUCCCGUAGUUACCCGGACCUAACUCCGUUUGAUAGGCAGUUUUCGUGGUUGAACGUUAAGAUGAGGUCUCUUGCUUACGCUACCGAGUAAUGCCUGAAGGACAACAGCUGUCCCGUGCGCGCCUUCUUGUGGCUGCUAAGCCGGUAUUAGAUUUAUUCUCUUUCCUAAGAAAACGUCGCAGGAAAAGCCUUGAAUAACAACGUAAUUUUAAUUUACGUGAUUAAUAUAUAAACUGUUUUAGUAUUGAAAGCCUUGUCUAUCAUGUGGAAAGGUGACAGGAUUCGCGCUUUCUUCAAACCCUUCCCAUUGUCAUUGUCGUUUCAUAACUUCAGUUUCACUGUUUUCAUGUGAAAUGAAUCUACAGCUUAUCUAAAUUAUCCUCUUAUAUUCUUUUGUACGUAAGUUAUUAUUUUUAUACAGACUUGUACACAUGGCCGUUUUAUCUUUUCGUAGCGAUUCGCGGACUUUAUUCACACCGGUAGCGGCGCGUUAAUUAGUAUUGUAAAUUAAUUAUGUUUUAAUGGCUGACGAAGAGUAGCAGCAGCUGUCUUACAGAUUACAAAUAAAGAGACGCGAGACAAGUA